AAUAACCUUCCCACGAUGCACCUGUACCUUCGACCGUAGCCAGCCAAAUUCUGCAAAAAUCGCCGAAACUUUAGAUUAAAUUGCCUUAUUGUUUGCCGAGAAUUCGAUCUGCUAAACUUCAGGCUGUAGUCAGAUAGAGCUUUGACAUAUCCUUACACUGCAGCUGAUUGCAACACAAGUGAAUUGCGUUCAUUGGAGUUGCAAGCCAUGCAUUAGUCUGGGUUCCGCUUCAUCCAUGUAGAUAACCAACCGGGAAUUAUUAGCAGCAUGCCGGGCCAGACUAACGAGCCAGCCAUUAUAGAUGUGUGGGAGGCUAACCUAGAGGAAACGUUCAGGAAGAUAAGGGUCAUAGUGCAACAGUACAAUUUUGUUGCCAUGGAUACAGAGUUUCCAGGCGUAGUGGCUCGCCCAAUCGGCGAGUUCCGCAGCAACUCCGAGUACCAGUACCAGCUGCACCGGUGCAACGUGGACCUGCUCAAGAUCAUCCAGCUGGGGUUGACGUUCUGCGACGAGGUGGGCAACUUCCCCGCGGGCGCACCAACGUUCCAGUUCAACUUCAAGUUCAAUCUCACGGAAGACAUGUAUGCCCAGGAUUCCAUCGAUCUCUUGACCAACUCUGGUAUCCAGUUCAAGAAGCAUGAUGAGGAAGGUGUGGACGUCAUGCACUUUGCCGAGCUACUCAUGACCUCGGGGGUCAUACUCAACGACAACGUGCGGUGGAUUACAUUCCACAGUGGGUAUGACUUCUCGUACCUGCUGAAAGUGCUGACGGUUUCCCACUUGCCCUCGGAGGAGACGGAAUUCUUUGAGCUACUGCGCAUCUACUUCCCCCGCAUCUAUGACGUCAAGUAUUUGAUGAAGAGCUGUAAGGACCUGAAGGGGGGACUGCAGGAGGUGGCUGAUUUCUUGCAGAUCCAGAGGGUAGGGCCCCAGCAUCAAGCCGGUAGCGACAGCCUCUUAACACAACUUGCCUUCUUUAAGAUGAGAGAGAGCUACUUCGAAGACAACAUCGACGAUGACAAGUACUGUGGUCAUCUGUAUGGCUUGGGGUCUGGCUACACCCAGAACGGGAACUACAACGACGAGGUGAACAACGCGACAACCAACGCCACCACAACGUAGUACCCAGCCCCCCAAGUCCAGUCAAAUAAUUCCUCGUUCCCUCCCCCUCCCCUAAACAGCUUUAUACUCCCGUACGAGUGUCGAAGCCUUGCUAGAAGAUGGGCCAGAUUUGUCAUUGUCAAUUUCGGAGAAAAACAAACAAAUAGUUCCAAGAGUUCCAAACAUUGACCAACGUUGUCAAAACAAAGAAAGAAGUUUAAAGGUCCCAAUUCCAGCAAGGCCACUCCGUUUCCCCAAAAUCUUGUGAUAUUUUAUGUCUUUAUUGUAAAAUUUAGUUUCUUGAGGAUUAUUUUUUAAUUGUUAGUAUUUCGUGGCUAUUUCUUUAAUUCCCCCAGUAGAUUUUUUCCCUUUUUUUUUUUUUGUCCGUCGGGUCAGUUUGUGAAUUUUUUUCCAGAAAGCUACGAACAUCACAUCUGGAAAAAUGCGGAGAGCCAUUUUUAAAAUAAAAGCUUGUUUUUUUUUUGACAUUUAAAGAUGGAAUCCAAUUUUUUAUUUUAACUUGUUUAAAUCAAGCUUUAGUCCAAAACCAACAGUAUAUCUGUCUUACGUAAAUAAUCAUUGUCGCCAAAAAAAAAAAUCAUUAAGUCUUUUUUAUGUUGGCCCUCAGUAAUUUACCUGUUCCUUCACAUUGUUACUGAAAUUUGAGUCAAAUUUAUACAAACAUUCCCUGGUGUCAAGUGUGAAGGAUUAAGCCUAGCAUUUAUGUCACAUAUUGUGGCCAUCGUGAGUGCAAUAACAUUUUCCGUUUCCUUUUUAUUUUCAGUAAUCAUGUCCAUCCAAAAACGUGACCCAAACGCGUGUUUCUUACCCGAAAAUUCUGUCCAAGCUCAAAUAUUCUAAGAAUGGUUCUUCGCAGGCACUGUUAAGUCUGAAAUAUUUGGUAUCCGCUGAAAAUGAAGGUAGCAUGUCGACAAUUGUAAUUAUUUCUUCACAUUUUUUUUUCUUUUUUCUUGUUUGCGUCUGGUUUUACUACUUUUUAGACUCUGUAAAGUUAUUGCCCAGAUUCUGCUGGCAGAUCUGGUAGUUGUGAAACGUGAAAGUUGUGUAGUGUACCUGGGCUGUUUUGGGGUUCUCAUCAAUAUGAACAAUGCAUAGAACUGUGGAAAUGAACUCAAGAAUUUUGUAAUUGUGCUUGCAAAAUGAAAGUUGUGGCGUUUUCCAAACUUGGGACUUUGUCCUCAGCUUCGGUUCCAUCUCUAUCUCAAGAAUCAUUUAAAGUCUUUUAUGUUUUACAUGGGGGUGACUUUGAGGAAUCGACACCCUGUAGCUGUCAUAAUUCUAGUUUCAGAUAUAGACCAUUAUCAUGUUGUGGCCAUCUUGAAUUUUUCCCCACUCAAAUCAACGUAACCAAAGCGAGGCUGGAAGGAAAAAUAGUCUGGUUCCUUUUUGCACAAAAAACAAUAUCAUGCAGUACUGUUAUUGGAUACAGGGAACAUGACUGGAAUGGUGGCAGCAUGGUAAAGGUCUGUUGAAGAGUCAAGUACACUGUACAAUGAAUGUAGAUCGAGGACUAUAGUCAUUACUGUGUGGACUUCCUGCAUGAACAGAACAUUGCGCUUCUGUUUUCUUACCACGACUCAUUUUAUUCAGAAUGCGCACAAAUGCAUAUCGUUUUUGCGCAAGUGUCGGUCGUACGACGACGUUCUAAUCCCUUGUGACUCUCUAUGUAACUGACUGUGGGUGUACUACAGAAGUUCCCAAAAGUGUCCCGCACAACUUGGAUAUAAAAACUUGAAGAAGUUACGUUGAAGACUGUUCUGGUGCUAAACUGAUGACUUUAGAUAGUUGUUGGGCUCAUUUUGUUUUUAAAAAAAUACAAUCAGAUAUUGACAUAUCUUGCCAUUGUAAUCUGCAUAUUUGCUUUUUAAAACAUUCUUCUUCUUUUUUUCAUUUUUAAUUGAAUACUUCAGGUAUUGUGUAAUUAAAUGGAGAAAUAUUUUCUUUCAAAUUUGGGCUUGCCCUUACAUUACAAGGGUUUGCUGAAAAUGAAAGCUAUUAAGAGACUUGGUUUGGGACUUUUCAGAAUAUACAACAGGAAUGUCUGACAACUCUAAGCUGGCAAUCGAUCACAAGCAGUAUACAAUUGUGCAACAUUUUGACUGGUACCCUGUUUUUGUUAAGCAAAUUAAUUUUGUGAAUUUAGCAAAAUUCCGUGCUUAGGCACUCCAUGAAACUGGCACUUGGUCAGGAUUGACUUCUUUUUUUUUCAGGGAAGAAAAGUUGACUUUGGUCAUCAAAAUUCAGCUGAUAAUUAUGCAUUUCAUGACAUUUUGGUCAUUUUUUGUUGAUCACACUUAGCUGAACGGGCUCUUUAAUGUACUGGUUACUGGUUUCAGAUUUACAUAAGUACAUGUGCAUAGUCAGCAAACACCACUCUGUCCUGUCAUUUUGUAAACUGUUUUCCCAUUGGUCAAAGCGAUGGCAGUUAUCGAUGACAGUCCAAUUUCAUCCAACCAUUCCAGGCCUUGUAUAUUUUCUACUCGAGGAUUUGUCCUUACCGACAACAGUACUAGUAACGUGCUAGUUGCAUUCUUCAUAUUCAGUAUGGUGCAUAAUCAUUUUCUCAUAUGAUAUUUUGACUGCAGUGCCAAAAGAAUUAAAGUGUGGGAUAAAAAAGUUCACAAAACCAUUACCUCAAUACAGCGACCAUUAUGGCAUGUACUUUUAUAUGGAGAGCCAUAUCUAACAACUUUAAAUACCAGUUAAAAAUUCAGUCUGCGUGCCAUACAGUUGGCAGCACCAUGUGUUUGUGUGUUAACUCGUAGGAUUUGGUGCAAUAACUUUAUGAGCUUUUUUUUCUUCUGUGUGUGCUGUCUGUGUGGUUUUUUUUUUUUAUUGAUUACAAAAAUUUAAGUACUGCUAUUCUUCAUGGUUGCCAUAGGGACCAAAAAACAGAAGACAUCAUAAAACUGACCCCACCCUACCCCAAAGUUAUGUCAAUCUGAAUCUUUGUUUUAUGACCUGUAAAUAAAUAUAUCCCUUCGUAAAGAAAGCAUGAUAAA
Molecule: messenger RNA, 4124 nt
Organism: Patiria miniata (bat star)
Lineage: Eukaryota; Metazoa; Echinodermata; Asteroidea; Valvatida; Asterinidae
Product: CCR4-NOT transcription complex subunit 7-like
Exons: 7
Coding region: 268-1122 (284 amino acids)
Cellular component (GO): P-body; CCR4-NOT core complex; CCR4-NOT complex
Molecular function (GO): nucleic acid binding; poly(A)-specific ribonuclease activity
Source: RefSeq, a predicted model, not a curated record